Messenger RNA from Fusarium oxysporum Fo47, 1421 nucleotides. Its product is annotated as S-adenosyl-L-methionine-dependent methyltransferase. The transcript has 3 exons. The record is from RefSeq and is a predicted model, not a curated record. Gene Ontology annotation, biological process: methylation. Lineage: Eukaryota; Fungi; Ascomycota; Sordariomycetes; Hypocreales; Nectriaceae. The coding region runs from base 176 to 1270 and encodes 364 amino acids. Gene Ontology annotation, molecular function: S-adenosylmethionine-dependent methyltransferase activity.
UGACAAGGAGGGUAAGCAGCGGGGUUGCAUGCGUAGUGCUUAUUCUUGUGACUUUUCGCAUCAACCAAGUCCGAGUCCGAAGGUAUUGGACUAAGUAUAUAAAUCGACAAUAUCUCGUCUUUUAUUCUGCAAGGCUCGCAUCAGGUAAUAUCAGUGUUGAUAUUGCGAUUUUAGUAUGGCUUCAAAUCAGAACCCUGUCCGCAUUGCUAUGCGCGAUAAGCACUACAAUGAACGCUCCGAGAUUCAGAAUGCGGCUAUGAAAGCUGGUCUUGACUUGAUCCCCAACUUUUCAGACAGAGACAAUUUGGUAGUCGUUGAUUAUGGAACCGCCCAGGGUGCCAACUCCAUCGAACCUGUGAAGAAAGCCAUCUCAACCUUGCCGGAUGGCGCCAUUGCUUCUCUCAUCUUCGAAGAUACCCCAUUCAACGACUUUGGAACCUUGGCAAAGACUGUCUUGGACAACUUUAGCAACGAAGACAGCAAAAUUCAGAUCGUUCCAAGUCUUGUUCCACUGGGAUUCUAUCAGCAGGUCGUCCCAACCAACCAAGCCGACAUUGGUUUCUCCUGGUCUUCUUUCAAUUACCUCGAAAAUAUUCCUUCCGUUAGUCUUGAUGCAACAGCAUCGCCAGCUGAAUUCGCAGUUGCUCGUCACAAGGCACUCGCUGCAGCAGGGCACAGAGACCUCAUCAAGCUACUGAAGCUUAGGGCCAAGGAGACUCGAAGUGGAGGAUAUCUUAUUGCAGCGAUAGGAGGCCAGGCACCUGAAGGGGAGAGUACGCCUUCGAAGCCAGGUUCUCAAGUCCUUCAAGCUGGGUUGAUGCGCAUGGUUGGAGAGGGCAAGCUCUCGCUGCCUGAACUGAUGCAGAUGGCUAUUUUUCCAAGUCACGAGCGUACUCCCAAAGAGGUUCAGGCCGCUUUGGAGGAUGAGGCUGUCGCACCGCUAUGGGAGGUGGAGUCUCUGGAGCCGAAGCUGAUUGUCCAGCCAGCCUGGCAGGUUUACCAAGACAAGGCCAAGGCCAAUGAGAGUGAGAAAGACGAAGCUCUAAAGGAAUAUGCUCGAGUCGCCAUUAAUAACGUGGUCUCAGCUUCAGGCUGGUUCUGGGUCGACGUCCUGAAGAGGUCACGAGGCCAAGAUUGGGAUGGAGGUGAAGCAUUUCUGGAAGAGUUCAUCAACAUCACCGUUGAGGAAUUUAUUACAAAGUUUGCGGACUUUAAGUUGGAGAUAUGGUACAACUACAUCAAGCUCAAGAGAACCGAUAAGAAGGCCUAGAACUGUUCGGGUAAUAGGGUAGCAUUCGAUAGGAAACUCCAUGGAGUUCUCGGAGUGGAUGGCGUCACGUCAUGUUGAGCGUGUCGAUUAGUCAGAUUCAACUCCACGGAUUUCCAUGAUAUCUAAAUAAAAUAUGACAUAUAACUCCUCA